Messenger RNA from Leptosomus discolor (cuckoo roller), 1075 nucleotides. The record is from RefSeq and is a predicted model, not a curated record. NCBI's taxonomy places the organism in Eukaryota, Metazoa, Chordata, Aves, Leptosomiformes, Leptosomidae.
AUGGCUUUUCGAUUUAAUUUUUUUAUUGAUGAAAGUGAGAACAAUGAACCAGACACUCAUAAGACGGACUUACAGCUCUGCUCUCCGAAACACAAGCAGGAAUCGAUAGAAAAGGACAAGCAAACUGCUGAUACCAUAGCAGACUCCAGCCCCAGGCCGGGUACCGACAAGCACCAAGAUGAGAUGCCAUCAAAGAAAAAGUUCUGCUUUAAAGCUGCUAAGGAGCACAACGUACCUGAAGAUCUCAGCAAAGUAUUAGAAAAUAAAGUCAUGGAAACAGUUUCUGACCUGUAUUACAUGAAGAUGUCUCUAGUGGAGAUGACAUGUUUGGAUGGCACUGAUGAAGAAGGCAUCGUGUCUAAAAGUGUUUCUUCUCACUCCGAUCUCAUCCCAGGAGUCUAUGAGGGAGGGCUGAAAAUCUGGGAAUGCACCUUUGAUCUCAUCGACUACUUUUCCGAGGCCAAAAUACGGUUUACCAACAAGACUGUAUUGGAUCUUGGCUGCGGGGCUGGACUGCUGGGAAUAGUUGCUUUAAAGGGUAAAGCUGAAAAAGUCCAUUUUCAGGACUACAACAGCACAGUGAUUGACAAAAUAACCUUGCCUAAUGCAGUGGCCAACUGUGUAAGUGAAGGCAGUAGGACGGGCAGCGGAGAUGGCAGAAAAACUAGCAAGCCUCCUUCGAAGAGGCCCAAGAAAGCAGAGUGCUUACCUGAUGCGCUCACCAGAUGCAGAUUUUUUUCUGGGGAGUGGUCUGAAGUCAGCCAGCUCCUGUUAAGCAGCAGUAAACCCUUUGCAAAGUAUGAUCUAAUUCUCACAUCUGAGACCAUCUAUAAUCCUGACUACUACAGUGCUUUGCAUGAUACACUGGUGCAGCUCCUGGAUAAAAAUGGCCGUGUGUAUUUGGCAAGCAAAGUACAUUAUUUUGGGGUUGGCGGUGGUAUCUACCUCUUUGAGAAAUUCGUUGAAGACAGAAAUGUGUUUAGGACCAGCAUAGUUAAAACAAUUGAUAAAGGACUGCAACGAUGUAUUAUGGAAAUGGCCUUUAAAGAUUCCAGUUAAAAUUCAACCACUGGUC